GCUGAUCCGCACUGUCCUUCCCUGUCGUCGUGCCCGAUUCGUAAGAUAACUCAACCCUCACUUCGCCGGUCUGCUCCCUCGCUGUCCGCCUCCCCUCUACUUCGAUUUGCAUCUGUUGUCCUGUACCACGUUCUCGCCCACCGCACAUGCCGCUGCUGCUGCUUCCCUGCCCUCCUCGCGCCUUGCCUCCCAGCUCGACUCGACCCGGCCUCUCCUAGGACCAUGAAUUCGCUCUCGGUGCGAUGACUUCUCGUCCUGGCCCGGGGAUUCAAGAGUCUCUCCAGUAUCGCGGGAGUGGAGGUCCUGCACGGGCUCAAGUCUGGUGCCGGCCCUCGAAGCCAUCCAACAAUCCCCAGAAUGUCCCACUGCAAGACUGCAUCGAUCCCACCCUCGAGGAGCAGCGGCGGUCCGCGGAGGCAACACUAAGCAAGACUCGAGGCGUGGGACUCGCCAGGCCGAAGCCUGGAUUCCUCGAAGGUAUACAGACUGCGACCAGCGACCAGAACAGGCCUCCACCACGGGGGAAACCACAACUCUUCUUCAGCACCCUCGCAAGCAAUGGCCCGGAGCAACCCCUCUACUCACCCCGUGGACCGCCUGUGGGCGUGGGAACAAACCUGCCAGUCCCUCCAAGACCGGGCGCCUCCCUCCCCGGUGAUGGUUCGCAACUUCGACGCAUCGUACCCGGUGGGACCGGCGUUAAGGGUGAGGCGGCGGUCAAAGCCCCCGGCACCGAUGCUCCUGCGCCGGCGAUGCUGUUCCCAGGCGGAAAAACUGCUGACCUCUUCCCAUGGUCGGGUAAUCAUCCCGAGGAUACGCUGUCCGAGAGUUUGGUGAAGGCUGGUAUAAGCAACAAGCCGCAGAUCAUGAACGAGACAAAUACGGCCCGGCCGUCGCUGUGGUCAAACCUGAAGAACAAGUCUGGGCUCUCAACGCUGUCCACGCUAUUCGUUGCGGUCCUUGAGAAGCGGCAGUCUUGUGGUCGUCUCACUACAGCAAACACGUUUAAGCCGCCGCCACGGCUUACGCUCAGAGAAUCCACUCGAGAGACAUGGUUGCACGAUUUGGCGAAUCCUACCGUGAGUUUGCGAAGGCUAAGCCGCACCAUCCCACAUGGCAUCAAUGGCAAAGGGCUACUGGAACAAUGUCUCAACAAGAACAUUCCAAUUCCUCGAGCCAUGUGGCUAGCCAAGUGUGUUGGUAUCAACGAGAUGCGCUCACACAAACGCAAAGGCCAAGCCGGCACCAUAACUUGGGUUAGGGGCUGGACGAGUGCCGUGGAACAGUUUCUCGACAGCACAAUUGCAACUAUAGGCCAGCAGGAAUGGAAGCCGAGGAUAACAUAUGCACUGCAACUUGCGACCCACCUGUACAAAGAGCACCUGCUUGAAGUGGAUCAUUUUCUUGACUGGUUGCUCAAGAAUCUCGAGUCCUGCCCUGCCGAAAGGUUAUUUCUAUGGCUUCUUCUUGUUUCCGUAUAUUGGGGCGGCCUGACCUGCUGUCGCCGCAGAGGCAAACGCCUAGGAGAGUCAUUGCUCACGCAUGCGGAAAAGCAAUAUCAGCUCGAGCCAGACCAGGUCUCCCCUGUCCUUGAACUCCUCGAGAAUACGAUCGUCAAACUUCUUUCCACCAGCUCAGCCUGCUUGCUUCUCCCAAAGUCGUGGGAUAGGCAUGCCAUUAUUCUCCGCCGUCUUGUCGAAAAGCGUCCUUAUCCGCGGGUGAUUCACGUCAUAGAAAGUUUAGAUCGCAGGAACAGGCGGUUGGUUCGCUCGUCUAGCAAUACCGCUGCUAGCAUCCAUGACUCAACUCGACAAGUACUGUCCUUACUCGACUCUGUGGAUUAUAUUGGCGGCAUUAGCAUCGAAACACUUGCCUAUCAGUGUAUAGAACAGGUUCCAGACCCUCGGAAUCUCAUCUCCGUUGCCCUUCGAUGGGCAUCAUCAGUACACCGUGAAGGAUCUCAUAGACUCUACUUGGUCACUCGGGUCAUACGCAAAUGGAGCCAACUGGGAGCCGACAUUGACGACGCCAUCCUUUCUCACCUUCAUUCAGUGGCUUCGAGAAGAAAUGUUGACCCUCGCAACGUAUUUCGAAUCAUCGCCGAAUUAGUCCGCUCCAAGACAUUUUCCGUUGGAAGGUACCUGCAGUGGUUAAUUGCAACUGGCUCGCUAAGCAAGAAUUCUUCACCUGCGGCAUGGCCAUUACGACUCAUCUCGGAAAUCCCUCUCAGUGGUCUCUCUGAACAAAUACUCAACUUGCGGAGCACACUCCUACACGGCUCUGCUUACUCUACCGAACUAGAAGACCAGAUGAUUUGCAACGCCCAAUCCUGUAUCCAGCAGCGAAUUCCGGAUCUAUUCGAUACGGCAGAUUAUUUUGGUCCGUCAACAGAAGUCAACCUUACAAGUGUCAGCUCGACGGUCCGAUUAGAAUUAGGCAUAUGGUUACGGCAGCAAGUCGCUGCAAAUGUAGAGCUUGUUGAACGUGUGCCCACCAAGGACCCAUCCAUAGAGGAGCCUGGACCCGUUUGCACAAUCUCUGCCCAAGACUUUCAUGCCAUAAGGUCUUAUCUAGAAGACUUCGACGAUCUUUCUGUUCUUGCAGACGUUCUAGGGUUAGCUGCCACUUCCUUGGACACCAAUGUACUUACCUCCGUCGCGGACACUCUCCAUUUCCACUACAAGGCUUUCAGUGCCAUCGGAGCCUUUAAACCUCUGUUCCAAAAGAUUGCGAUGAGAUACGCUGCAAUUAGAACGGUUCGGUUCCCCGAGCGAGAAUUACUAGUUUCUCUUAUGGACGUUGCCCGUGCGGCGCGAGCGGACGAGCAACUUCUGCUGAUGCUCGGAUAUGAUCUCAGUCGAUCCGAGCAAAAGAAUUCACUAGCAGCUUGUUCUCCAGCCUCUGACAAUAUGGAUACUGCUAUGGAUACGGAUGAUGAGAUUGACCGUAUUCUCUCCAGUGGCACUAGCAUGGACCAGCAAGUCAUGAUGCGAGUCUUUGGCAAGAUGGCAUUUCGGCUAGAAGAACAGCUCAGCGCCGGCUCUGUUCAAUCCGAGAACCUAGGACCGUGGUUCUAUCGCCUGCGCAGCUUUGACGAAAAAGCUUUUGAGAAAAUUUUGUCCGAUUGGUUGAGUUCAUUGUUGAACAAGCACCGAGGAAAGUUGAUCCUUGUUGCCCUUCCCCCUUUGGUCGUGUCUGGCUGCCUGUCCUUGCUUCAAUUUCUCGAGAUUUCUAGGCGAUGCAUGAAUGGACGAAAAGCGAGCAGCGACGAGGGGAUUCUCAGAAUGAGUGUGGAAGUCUUGAAUGCGCUCCUACCAUCUGAACAGCUCAGUCGACUUUGUCAGCCACAGGAUGCCUACAGAUUUCGCCUGGAGCAGCGCAAGCUCUGUCAGGGUUCAGAUGGUCGCAUUCUCCAAGUCAUCCAUGAUACACUUGAAGCAUCCUCACGACAGCUCUCCCCGGCACUAGCUAACCAAAUCACCAACCUACUCUCAAGUAACCGUCUCCGUUCCGUCCUUCGACACUUUGCCGUGAGCGAUAUACAGCUCCUGUCCAGAUCACUUGGUGUUGGGGUACGCUCCCCCGCAGGGAUUCUAAAUUCUCGACUCAAGUCAUUGCUUGAUGGCCUCCUAGAUCCGGCCGACCACCUAGAACUCACUCAGAAGAGCUUAGAGCAACAGGUUUAUGCAGUCAUUGAUUCUGCCAAUGAUUUAAGUCUUCCAUUCUGCCAGUUAGAGAUUCGACAAUUCUCCGCUAUGUGCGACUCAUCUGCCGAGGAGAUUUCCAAUGCAUUUCUCGAAGCCAUUAAAGCGGCAGUAGAGAAGAACGAAUCACCGUGGUCGGACCUAGUUGCUGGACUUGACACAGACCUGACCUGCAAGAUUCGUGAGCACGCAGAACGAAAAAUUCUCAAUGCCUCUACUUUCCUCAGCAGCCCCACCAUGCUUGAGCCUCAGAAUUUCAGCAGUGACAAUGAAGCUUUAGUUCAAAAGUUCUUAACAGUCAUAGAUUUAACAGCUUCGGGGGUUUCGGGGGAUGGACAGUCUUCUUUUUUCGCCUCUGUCGCUGAAAGACUAAAGGGGAUGUCUGAAAUACUGGGUAUGCCGAAUGAUUAUAGUGAUGCUGUAAUGAAGAAUGUCUCGCCUGUGGUAUCUCAACUUUCUCCAUGGCUACACGCACUACUGCGUCUCAUAGUUGUACAAGAUUCGAUGCUAUCAAGCAAGGCGGGGAGCCAACAUCAAGCCGCUCUACUAUUGAGCCUUCGUUCUCUCUUCACUCACCCAGCCCUCCGGAACUAUGCUUCCAUGUCCGAAUACAUCUUCGAUGUCGCCGCGGUUCUUUCGGAUGAAGUUUCGGAUGAAGUCCGGGCUCAUCUAUACAAGCUCGAGACUGCGAAGCCCAUGGAAGACCCUCGUUGUGCUUUUAUCUUCGGCUCGGCGCCCCCUCUGGACGGCUGGCUUGCGCUCACAAAACCAGUCACUCCUUCUCUCACUCCACAGACCUCGUCCUCACAACAAUCGCAACCAUCACAGGCAGGCUACGGGCAGUCUCCUCAUCAUCAAACUCAACAACAUCAAUCGCCAAGUCCCUCCCCCAUUCAGCGUUCAAUGAGCCAACAGCAGCAGCAGCAGCAGCAAAUGCAGGCCCAGGCUCAGGCUCGCAUGUAUCCCCAAUACUCACAACACUCCCAACACAACAAACUACCCCCACAAUUCCAACGCAUAGGCUCUAAUAUCGGGCAAAAUCCCACCCAGAGCCAAUUACAGCAGAUGCAGCAGAUGCAGCAGAUGCAAGGACUAGCACAGCAGCGCGCUACACAACCUUCGCCCGUUCAACUCCAACGACAAGCUUCCUCAACUUCUCAAUCUCAGCCACAGGCACAGAGUGCCGUCGGUUUGGCGGGCAAGCAGGGCCUAGCGAAACAAGAAAAACCGGAGAUGAGGCAGUUGCCGUUUGUGCUAAGAAGAUGGGAGGUUUUGCCCGAGAGUGGGGGCAAUCCGGCAGGGAAUGAGACAGCGAUUAGUUUGAGUUUGUUUGGGGCGAGGAAGGUAUAGGAAGGAACGAACAAUCUAUCUACGGCAUCAUACGUACCCACGAUUUCUCGACAUUCUUUAUACUACUAUUUCCGGGACAGAGUUACUUGGAUAUUGGAUAUGUGUCUUUGGAUUUAUUUAUUUCAAGCGUUCCAGCGGCGGCGUUAUGUUUUGAUUCUUAAGGUUUGGUCCGGUGUAUGAUUGGACUGGCCUUUGCAUGCAUCUAUAGUUUCUUGGUGUCGAUCGAUCACGAUCCAGAUGGGCGAUCUCAUCAGAUGGACGAGGAUGUGGCGUUUCUGG
This is a messenger RNA of Lindgomyces ingoldianus, 5333 nucleotides long. RefSeq lists its product as uncharacterized. The coding region runs from base 243 to 5054 and encodes 1603 amino acids. Gene Ontology annotation, cellular component: mediator complex. NCBI's taxonomy places the organism in Eukaryota, Fungi, Ascomycota, Dothideomycetes, Pleosporales, Lindgomycetaceae. The record is from RefSeq and is a predicted model, not a curated record. Gene Ontology annotation, biological process: regulation of transcription by RNA polymerase II. Gene Ontology annotation, molecular function: transcription coregulator activity. The transcript is spliced from 6 exons.